This is a messenger RNA of Hippocampus zosterae (dwarf seahorse), 4880 nucleotides long. RefSeq names its product tubby-related protein 1-like. NCBI's taxonomy places the organism in Eukaryota, Metazoa, Chordata, Actinopteri, Syngnathiformes, Syngnathidae. The record is from RefSeq and is a predicted model, not a curated record. Gene Ontology annotation, molecular function: actin filament binding. The transcript has 13 exons. Gene Ontology annotation, cellular component: cilium. Gene Ontology annotation, biological process: protein localization to cilium. The coding region runs from base 363 to 1874 and encodes 503 amino acids.
AUGCGUGUUUUUUGGAGUGUGGGUGGAAGCCGGAGAACUCAGAUGGAAGGCAAAAUCUCUGAACUGUGUAUUCACAGAGAAUUCACGGAGAACGGUGGUGUUGGUGUGUACACCAACCUCGAGGUCACCAUUCUCCAAGUGAUAAACAAAUCGGUCCCCUGCCUCUCACCAUCCUCCCCACUGCUUGGUCUUACCCGUUGACGUGUUUCUACACAGCAGAUGGCUUUACACAUAAAUCCUAUUAACAACUUUCUGCCCAUGGAGACGCGCUGAACACGGAGCGCGUUCUCGCUCUUUCAUUGUCUCGUCUGAGGAGCCUGUUUUGCAUUAUUUUCUAACAUCUACCAAGACAUCAUCACAACAUGUCUGCAGAAAAGAAGCCCAAGAAGAAGAAGGAGGAGGCUAAAAGCACAAGCGAGUCCAAGCUGAAUGGCAGCGAGACCAAGAUAAAAAAAAUCAAGAUCAAAAAGAAUGAGGAAGCUUCUGAGGAGAGUCCUGUCUUGCAAAAUGACAAAAAGGUGAAGAAAAAGAAACUGGACAAGACAAAGGAACUGGGCAAAGAAAAGGAAAAAGACAAAGAGACAAAAAAGAAAACGAAAAGUGCCCCCAAAAAGAAGAAAGAGUCAGUUACAGACGACGACGAAGAAGAGGAAGACACUGCUAAAAAGAAAACCAAGAAGAAGACAACCAAAGACAGCUCAUCAUCCCCCAGUGCCACCAAAGAAAAGAAAUGCAAAUCAAAAGAGGACAAGGAUUCCGAUGGAAAGGAGAAGAAGUCAAAGUCUAAAGAGAAAGACAAAAAGAAGGAAGCAGCGUCCCUGUUCCAGAUAAACGACAAAGAUUCUAAGAGCAAGAAGAAAGCCGCCAAAUCGGAAAGUGACGACAGCGAGGAGGAGGCCAAGUCGACAAAGACCAAAAAGAAGUCUGCCGCAAGCUCAACGUCGUCUUUGUUCCAAACGUCAGGAGACAAAGACAAAGAAAAGAAGACAAAGAAGAAAGGCAAGGCAGAAGGGAGCGAUGAUUCAGAGUCAGAAAAAGAAGAAAAAUCCAAAAAGAAGAAGGGCAAAGGAAAAAAGAAGAAGGAGAGAGCACCAUCACCUGAGAUCGAAUUUGACAACUUGGAAAAGUUUGUGAUGGAGCCUGCGCCUCAAGGCGCGACCGUCAAAUGCAGAGUGACUCGAGACCAGAGAGGGAUGGAUAAGAGCAUGUAUCCUCUUUACUUCCUUCAUCUUGACAACGAGAAGAAGACAUUUCUGUUGGCUGGCAGGAAGAGGAAGAAAAGUGCCACCUCCAAUUACCUCAUUUCCAUUGAUGCCACGGAUUUGUCAAGAGGUGGCGAUAACUUCGUAGGAAAACUGAGGUCUAAUUUAAUGGGCACCAAGUUCACUGUCUUUGACAAUGCUCUAAAUCCAGAAAAGGCCCUUCCAGACAUGUCCAAUGCACGGCAGGAGUUGGCAGCAAUCAUUUACGAAACAAAUGUUUUAGGGAUGAAGGGGCCCAGAAGGAUGUCGGUCAUCAUUCCUGGCAUGGACAGAGACAACGAGCGAGUACCACUCCGACCCAGAAAUGACUAUGAUGGCCUGUUGAUACGACACCAAAAUAGAAGGAUGGAGAAUCUGAUUGAGCUACACAACAAGACACCUGUGUGGAACGAGGAAACGGCAUCGCAUGUGCUCAAUUUCAAUGGCAGGGUCACCCAGGCCUCCAUCAAGAACUUUCAGAUCGUCCACAGCAAAGAUUUGGACUACAUUGUGAUGCAGUUUGGCCGAAUUGCUGACGAUAUUUUCACCCUGGACUACAAGUACCCCAUGUGUGCAGUGCAGGCCUUCGCCAUUGCGCUUUCUAGCUUCGAUGGGAAAAUCGCCUGCGAAUGAGUCCCGAUUGUUGCCUAUGAGGAUCGGAUUCAUUACACAUAUACACACACACACACACACCUGUCAGAACAACCCAGGCCUUUCGAUAUGCCGUCGGACAUUUCUUCGUGAUGUGCCCUGAUCACAAAUGACAGAUGUGUGAACGUGACAAUAGCUGCUGUUGUUUCCGCCCCAGAGGAGUUCAAAGCAAGAAAAAGAUACACGCUGUCAUUUGGUCUGCAUUGGCACAAGGAGAGUCCUGUUUUAAUUCUAAUUUUAAUCAGUGGAAACAUUUUGUGUCAUUCGGUAUGUUAUCUCAUGGGUCACUGGAAAAUUCAUUGCCAUCAUCAUCAUCAUUUUUUUUUGUUCACUGUUGCAACCUACAGUAUUUGGUGAUUUCUGACAUGGACAUUUGUAGGAGGCUAGUGCUGAUGUAUUUAAAACAAAAUCACAACUAUUUUGACGAUAAUUUGAACAAAUGUGCAGAUCAUUACUGCCCUAUAAAAAAACAUGUAUCUCAUUUUUUUAAUGCGUGAAAUAUGUCAAAAUAUGAGAAUAAAACACCCCCAAAUUUAAAAUUUGGAGAUACAGUUGCUCCAAAAAGGCCGUACAACCAAAUGACAGGAGAAUCCUAGUAGAACAUCUGAACUUUAUAAAGGGUUAAGUGGAAGCACUUCAACUCGAGGCCGGUACAUGCUCCUACCCAUUUAACAUCAGUUUGAAUGUGAUUGGCUAAUUAUGAACAUGGCGACAUCCCGGUAAUCAGCGGGUGUGCACACUUUCGCGACCACGUGAUCCGAAAACAUAGAUUUAUUUUCGGUUGAGCUCUCCAGGUUAUCAGCCACAAUAUGGUGGAAAAAAGAUUUGAAAUGGUUUAACAAAAACCAGGAAUUUGAACCAGGGUGUGGAGAACGUUUUUUUAAAUUUUUAUUUAAAUAUCAAAGGUCAAUUUUCCAAUCGAUUUGUCAAAUUCUGAACAGAUUUCUGGUUUUAUUAGUUGACAUUUUUUCCCUCUUUUAAUCAGUACAAGCAAAUAUCUCAUACAUACAAACUGUAUCUAAAAUGUGUUUAUUUUUCAAUGUAUCGUGUUUCUUUUACCUUCUGUAAGGUAUCUGACUGAACAUUUUUCAGAAUUUUGUUGAAUUUCUCAGUCUUCUAUGACAGUGUUUCCCAACUGAUACUGAGACAUGGUUUUACUUUACAUGAACUAAAAAUGGUCUGUCUCAACUAUUCACAACUAGACUAAGUGUGAAAUGUGGUCCUGUUUCGAUGUACACAAAGCUAUUAAUUAGUUCUAUGUUUGACAACAGAUGGGUACACGUCUUUAGUUGUACCUUCUGCCACGUAGUGGAAGAGCAUUGAAUUGUUCUGCCGCUCACUUUUCAUCACUAGCAUAAAAAAUAGGGAUAUAACAAUAUCUAAUUGUCACGACACAAUCUCCUGAUAUUAACUUCUCAAUAUGAUACUUAUCACAAUAUUGUGGCGAUGGUGGCAAUUUCCUUUUGAAAAUCACACGAGUAUAUAUGAACUCACGAUAUUGUAUAAAAAAAAAUCUCAAUGUUAUAUUUUUGUACAUUAAAACUGUUGUGACCAAGAAAUAGGCUUGGCCAAAUCGUAUUUCAAUGUUAUGGAUUCCUAUUGGCUCAGCGAAGCAAAGUAUCAUGAUCUCUGUUGUUCACAAUGCUUUGUUCGGCUGAAGCAGGCGAAGAGUACGGAUGGAGAUGUUCUACUUUUAAUAUCAGUACAUGAUGAUGAUGAUCAUAUUAUGACAAUUUUAAUAUCGCAAUAUCACCCAUAUCAUUACAUCCCUAAUGAAUAGAUGAUCAAAGAUAAUUAUUUAGUCGUAAAUAACCUUUUUUUUCCAUGUAAGCAAAAUGGGCCACAGCACAGUGCUUGGGGAUCACUGUUCCAUGAAAACAUGAUUUAAUAAAGUAGAGUAUGUCAAAUCAAUGUCCUCCACUUCAGCUUUGAUUGUGUCAUGAGUAUGUAUGUAUCAAGAAUACAUUUUUUAAACAAUCUUACCAUGACUACAGUGACUUUAACUGGGGACAAAAACAACCAAGCAGGUUGCCCUCCUUAACUGGGGCCAUGCCCUGCAGGCUUUGUUGACGUUUUAGAUUUAUAUUAUAAAAGUUUUACAGAUACGUUCUGCGUUUAGCCGGCGGCUUGCAGAUCAUCUGACAGGUUUGAGUCGCCCUGAAGCUGCGCUCCAAAUGAAAAACCUGUUUGAGGUGACAGCUUGGAGGCAAAGUGAGAGAAAGGUGUGUAUUCUGCCUCAACCUGCUCAGGCAGUUGUCCAAACUCGCAGGUUGAAUGAAGCCUAAAAGCUGGUGCCUUUACAGGAUGGACGCUGUUAAAAGGAGAGUUCUUCCUCACUGUGACCGGCUGCAACAAAAAUUGCUGUUUUCCUUUUUAGAUGUUCAUCAGGGCAUCUGUUCAUCUUAUUUGUCCAGGUUGUGGAGGAAUUAUUCCUUCAGAAAUGCUUGCAACCAUGUUGUUAACCAAAAGAAGGAGCUGUUGCAGAAGGAGAAUUCAUUGAUGGGCUGCUGUUGUUUUUUCCCCAAAACAAAACACACAUAGAAUUUUUGAAUUAUUCCGCUCAAAAAACACAAUAAAUGCUCUGAUGCCCUUUUUUUUCUUUUCUUUUUUUUCCAUUUUAACAAAUAGCGUCUUCAAACACUUCCAUCCCAUAACAUAUUUCCCCAUUAAAAUGAGUGGAAAUGCCAUUAAGCUAUUCAAGGCCCCAUAAAACCCUGAACAUAAAAUGUUGCAACAUUAAUUUUCUGAAGAAAAAUGACACUCUAUAGUACUGUUCAUCAUAAUAACAUAAUUUAAUCGAUUGGAAAGAUUCAAAGUGUUUGUAAAGCAUGAUUGUUUGCAUUGCAUUAAUUUUACAUCUCCUUGUGGUAUGCAAACUUUGGCCAACAGGUGACACUAUAUAUACAUAUAUAUAUAUAUAUAUAUAUAUAUAUAUAUAUAUAUAUAUAUAUAUAUAUAUAUAUAUAUAUAUAUAUAUAUAUAGACACA